Messenger RNA from Corapipo altera (White-ruffed manakin), 2055 nucleotides. It is a transcript of the gene PBX4, whose product is annotated as PBX homeobox 4. The record is from RefSeq and is a predicted model, not a curated record. Gene Ontology annotation, cellular component: nucleus. Gene Ontology annotation, biological process: neuron development; eye development; animal organ morphogenesis. Bases 115 to 1299 code for a protein of 394 amino acids. Lineage: Eukaryota; Metazoa; Chordata; Aves; Passeriformes; Pipridae. The transcript is spliced from 9 exons. Gene Ontology annotation, molecular function: RNA polymerase II cis-regulatory region sequence-specific DNA binding; DNA-binding transcription factor activity, RNA polymerase II-specific.
CUCGGGGUGACCCUCCCGCCGCCUCCUCCUCCUCCUCCUCCUCCUCCUCCCGCCGCCGCCGCGGAGCCGCCCGCGCCGGGGCCGCACGACACGGGCGAUGUCCUGCAGCAGAUCAUGGCCAUCACCGACCAGAGCCUGGACGAGGCCCAGGCCAGGAAACACGCCCUGAACUGCCACAGGAUGAAACCAGCCCUGUUCAGUGUCCUGUGUGAGAUCAAGGAGAAAACAGUGUUGAGUAUCCGUGGUAUCCAGGAGGAGGACCCGCCGGAUGCUCAGCUCAUGAGGCUCGAUAACAUGCUGCUGGCAGAGGGGGUGUCCGGGCCGGAGAAAAGAGGCCGAGGAGGAGGAGGAGGAGGAGGAGGAGGAGGAGGAGGAGGAGGAGGAGGAGGAGGAGGAGUUGGAGCGCUGGCGGGAGCAGCGGCAUCAGGUGGCUGUCCCAAUGACAAUAGCAUUGAGCACUCUGACUACAGGGCCAAGCUGUCCCAGAUCCGACAGAUUUACCACUCUGAGCUAGAGAAAUAUGAACAGGCCUGCAGCGAGUUCACCACGCACGUGAUGAACCUGCUGCGGGAGCAGAGCCGGACCAGGCCCAUCUCCCCCAAGGAGAUCGAGCGCAUGGUGAGCAUCAUCCACGGCAAGUUCAGCACCAUCCAGAUGCAGCUGAAGCAGAGCACCUGCGAGGCCGUCAUGAUCCUGCGCUCCCGAUUCCUGGACGCCAGGCGUAAACGGCGCAAUUUCAGCAAACAGGCCACGGAAGUGCUGAAUGAGUAUUUUUACUCACACCUGAGCAACCCCUACCCCAGUGAAGAGGCCAAAGAGGAGCUCGCCAAGAAAGGGGGCAUCACCGUGUCCCAGGUUUCCAACUGGUUUGGGAACAAAAGAAUCCGCUACAAGAAGAACAUGGGGAAGUUCCAGGAAGAAGCCAAUAUUUACGCUGCCAAAACCGCCGUGGACGCGACCAACGUGGUGGCCCAGGGCAACCAGGGCAACUCCCCCUCGACGCCGAACUCGGCUUCCUCUGGCUCUUUUAAGAUGACCAGUUCUGGGGAUUCCUUUAUAAACCUGCAGUCAUUGACCUCCUACCAGAGCUCUCCUGUGGGAGCCAAUGUGCAGUCCCAGAUGGAUUCCCUGCACCACGUCAUCCACCAGACGGGCAGGUACGACCCGCUCGUGGGGAACCCCCUGUACACGACGCAGCGCCUCGACGCCAAUGGCAGCUGGCAGGACCCCACCACCCCCUCAUCCAUCACCUCACCUGCCGGAGACCCGGGGAGCGUCAACUCCGACGCCUCUAAUUAAGUUUUUAGGACCUACUGAUGAGAGGAGAGAGGUCAUUAGUGUAAUUAGUCAAUGUUGCUCUUUUGCCAAUAUAAUUGUUGACUCACAAUUAAUUAAUUACCUCAGAACAAACCAAUAGAUUGUGAUUGCAGCGACACCUCUACCUCUCACCGCCGAGUUCUUCACCCCAUCGGGACCUGAAAUUGUUUUAAAGCAACUUCAUUUCCCUCACCAAAUUCAGUUUUUUUUAAUAAAAAAACGUGGAUUUUACGGUAAGAACCUGAAAAAAAAGAAGUGUCUCUUGGAACUUGGCGUUUUGUCUCCAGCUUUACAGCUGAAGAAAAUCGAUUUAUUUUCAUUUCUGUCAGGUUUUUUACGCUGGGAUUUCUGUUCUAGGUGAAUAGUUACUGACAGUUAAACCCCCGUAUUGUAAUUGUAUGUUCUCUGUAUUGUAAUUUUGUAUAGGAAAUUCAGCUUUUCUUAACUGAUUUAGUGAAUUAAUCAGAACGUUGCUUUACCAAACCUCUCACUGGACGUCGCUCGCGGGUCGGACCUUCCAUCGGUGUCAUUUAACGUCGGAAAAUGUAAUGGCUUUACUUUUUCCGGUGAAAAAGUGGAAAAAAAAAAAAAAAGAAAGAAAAAACCCCCAACCACCACAAAACAGCCGAACCACGGGAUUUCUCCCAGGAUACGAGGGGGGUUUGUGCAUUUGCUGUUAACAGUCUGCCCCUUUCAGCUGAGAUUUUAUCAAAGAUAAUAAACUUCCAAAGCCUUUUU